Molecule: messenger RNA, 1188 nt
Organism: Prorocentrum cordatum
Lineage: Eukaryota; Dinophyceae; Prorocentrales; Prorocentraceae
Source: the annotation of a GenBank genome assembly
AUGAUGACCUGUGGAUACCAAGAGGGUUUCGGGGUCCCCUCACGGCCAGCUCGUCCAGCCGCGAGGGCAGCGCGCAGCUGCCGCCGGCACCCGGCUUCCUGGAGAACGCGCUCAGCAAGCAGGACGAGUGGGCCGAGCUGCGGAUCGAGCCCCCGGGCGCGCGCACGCGAUUGCACCGCCAUCCACGUCGAGGAGACGCACCUGCUGCUCCACCAGCUCGAUGGCGAGGCGCAGGUGACGAUCUGCUCCGGCAGUGCAGGAGAGAAGUUUCGCCAGGCCGCUCCAGACCCCUUCGACGACACGCAGAGCUGCUACGAGCCGUGGGGUGACGGGGCAGUCGUCGACGAGCCCAGCGCGCUGUGGACGGCGGUGCUCCGUGCAGGCGAGGCCGUCACAGUACCACGGGGCUGUUGGCAUGCGGUGCUGACGCUGAGGCCGUCCCUGCUGCUGGUCAGGCAUGUCGUCAAUCGGUCGAACAGCGGAGCAUUCGCAGCGAGGCAGCGCUCUGUCGCGCUGGCGAGGGCGGCGUUUCUCGCGCCCAGCGAGGCCAGGGUCUGCCAGUUCGCGGCGGCGCGCGCCGCGCUCGCCGCACCCGCGGAGGCGCCAGAGCGCUGCGCGGAGCCCAGGCUCUGCGACGGCGACGGCUGCGCGGCGCACGCGACGCUCCUCGGCGAGGACGGCGCCGGCAUCUUCAGCACGAGGCUGCCCGACGGAGCGCCCCCGCGGUUCUUCCGGCUCGGCGCCAAGUCGCAGCCCUGGACGUCCGCCCUGGUCUGCGCGGCCCUGGCCGCCGCGCCGCGGGGCCCCGGGCGCACGCGGGUGGCGCUGGCGCCAGCGGCCGUCUCCGCGGCGGCCCCGGGGGCGCCGCUGCAGCCGGGCGCAGCGCUGCUGGCGGAGGUCGAGGUGGUGGCCGUGCUGUCACAGGAGAGGGCGUCUGGCGCGGCUGCUCCGGCGCAGUGGGCACCGCCGCCGCCACGGCGGAGCCCACCGGCGGCGUGCCAGAGCCGGCCGCCGCCUGCACGCGGGGGGAUGCCUGCAGCUCCUGCGGCGCACUCGGGGCAUCUUUCGUCUGCUCGCGGUGCCGUCAGGCUCGCUACUGCGCCAGCAGCUGCCAGCGCGCGGCCUGGCGGGAGCACAGGGUCAGCUGCGGCAGGCUGCCUCAGGCGGCCAGCGUGGCCGGCGCGGUAG